CAUCAGCUCUCCGGAGUCAAUAAAGACCGCCAUAAUGAUAAGAAAGCCAUUCCGGCUUCCCAGCUUCGUCCGACCCGCCCCAAAAAGCAGCGAACCACCAAAAAAAAAGCGGCGUAUUUCCUCGGACUCCCACUCAGACGUAGAGCGCAAGCCGCUCGCGGCCGUGAAGAACUCGACAACGCCCUCAGUCCCAGCCGACGCAAACGAGCAAUACUACACCGUUUUGUGGAGAAAAUAUACGACCAAAAAGAACAAAACAUGGGACGGCGAUGGCAUAUUGUCGGUCAUUGGAGGCCAGGCAAUACUAGCCAACAGUGAGACUGGGAAAGAGAUGGGAAAGACUGCGUGUGCAAGGCCACUUCUACCCGGAUCAACUCUCUCGAUAGGAGGAAAAGAUGUGGAAGUCGACGCAUCAAUGUCUAAGGAGGAAUUUCUUUCAGGACGCGCGUUUCUUGGUGCUACAGCUGCAAAGCCUGUGCCAAUACCCAAACCCACCGCACCAAUCAACGAUAUCAAGUUCAAGAAACAUUCAAGUGGGUUAAAGAUCGAUUCCAAACCCGGAGCCAUUCUCAAGACUUCGGACAGAGCCGGUGUGGCAUUGCGUGACGAGGAAAAUGAAGACACACCAUUUCGACCGGAACUCAAGCCAAAAGCUGCGCGAAUGCAGUUCAAGACACCCAUGUUGAACAGCACUGUCGUGCCCAAAGGGAAUCCUUCAAUUCCCCAACCACGCCAUGACCCAACGUUGCCUAAUGCUCUGAUCAUGAAAAAACCAACGAUCGUUCCAAAAGGAAAGCAGGUGGUAGAUGUUGUUGUCGACCCUUUACUGAGCAAACACCUCCGUGAGCACCAACGGGAGGGUGUUCAAUUUCUUUACGAAUGCGUGAUGGGCAUGCGUUGCGAAGGCGAGGGUGCAAUCAUGGCCGAUGAGAUGGGUUUAGGGAAAACAUUGCAGACCAUUGCAUUACUCUGGACUUUAAUGAAACAGAAUCCGAUUCACGACAGUCCACCAGUAGUCAGAAAAGCACUGGUUGUCUGCCCUGCCGGCUUGGUGGAGAACUGGAGACGCGAAUUUCGGAAAUGGCUGGGCAAUGAGCGCAUAGGUGUCUUUGUGGCAGAUGCAAAGAACAAAAAGAUCACGAAUUUUACCAAGGGAAAGGCGUACAAUGUCAUGAUUGUGGGAUACGAGAUGCUCCGCGUAGUACAGGAGGACCUCAAGAAAGGCCACGGAGUUGACAUCGUCAUCGCUGACGAAGGACAUCGAUUAAAGACGGCGAAUAACAAGGCCAUGCUCGCCAUCCAGUCUCUCAACACUGAGCGAAGGAUUAUUCUCUCCGGAACCCCGCUCCAGAAUGACUUGAGUGAAUUUUAUACUGCCAUCGACUUUGUUAAUCCAGGUCUACUCGGAAAGCGACCCGCUUUCAAACGUGAAUUCGAGGUGCCGAUUGUACGCAGUCGUCAGCCGAAUGCUAGCGAAGCGGAGCUUGAAAAGGGGGAGGCGCGAUGGAAAGAACUGGUCAAUUUGACCAGUCAAUUCAUGAUACGCCGGACGGCAGAAGUUCUCUCCAAGUAUCUCCCUCCCAAGACUGAGCACAUUGUUUUCUGCAAGCCAACUACCGCCCAAUCGAAUGCUUACCGGAGCAUCCUCGCCUCGCCCUAUUUUACCGCUGCCCUCGGAAAUGCAAAUAACGAAAUGGCACUCCAGCUAAUCACUAUCCUGAAGAAGAUGUGCAACAGUCCGUCUUUGCUCAAAUCGUCAAAGGAUGGAGAGGAUACCCCAUCAGAGAUGCUUCAAAGUCUUCUUCCUUUGAUUCCACCUCCUAUCCUCAGAUCGCAUGCCUGCAGUACCAAGCUCCGUGUCCUCGACUCUCUGCUCCAUCGCAUAUUCAACACAACGAAAGAGAAGAUAGUGAUCGUGUCCAACUACACCACCACUCUCGACAUGAUCGAACAACUCCUCACUUCCCUCAGUUACAAAUACUUACGUCUAGAUGGUAGUAUACCCUCCUCCAAACGACAGCCGCUCGUGGAAAAGUUCAACCGCACUGACCAGCGCACUGCCUUCGCCUUCCUUCUCUCCGCCAAAUCGGGCGGCGUGGGUCUCAAUCUGAUCGGAGCAAGCCGCAUCGUUCUCUUCGACAUCGAUUGGAACCCCGCCACCGAUCUCCAGGCGAUGGCGCGUAUCCACCGCGAUGGCCAGAAGCUUCCGUGCAAAAUCUAUCGCUUUCUCGUGCAAGGUGGGUUAGACGAGAAGAUCUAUCAGCGCCAAGUCAUGAAGAUGGGUCUGGCGAAUGCGGUCGUCGAUAAUAAAGCUAGCGCGUCGUCCUUCUCGCGAGAAGAGCUGAGGGAUCUCUUCAGAUUGGAUGAACGGGAGACGUGUCAGACGCAUGACUUGCUCGGUUGUAAAUGUGGAAUGAAAGGUGCGCCGGAAUUGGACGACAUUGACGAAUCUUCUGCUGAUACCGGGGAUAUGACCAUUGGCGACGAUGAGGAUGAAGAAGACGACGAUGCGUUCCCCGUGCUCCAACCCGCAAGUAAAGUCGAUAUGGCGGCUCAGGAAGCUAAAAUCGCGCAACGCGCACAGAACAAGCAACCAAAGCUGAAGAUGCUAAUGGAGUACGCACACAUUAACACAGAGUAUCUCCGCGAUACUACCAAUCCGGAUAAGAGUCAAGAUGAUGACGAUAUGGCGCUUCUUGUCGACGAUGAUGUCCUGCUUGAGGUAUUGAGGGAGCCAGAUUGCAGGGUUGGGUUCCUUCUCACGAAGAGUUCGUCGUAAGGAUGUCAACAGUAAUCUUCAUCAUUUUAUGACAGGGGAAAGCUAUUAAUAAGUAACCUGGGAUUUUCAUGUAUCAUAGAUAUAGAGGCCUUUAUUUCCAUAUAUUCAUGGGAUUGAUUCUUCCCCUACAUUAGACGUAAGAUACUCUUUGAAGAUCACCGCUUUAGCCCUCUCAUAUUACAUUAGUUUAAAUGAUAACACAGAA
This is a messenger RNA of Aaosphaeria arxii CBS 175.79, 2984 nucleotides long. RefSeq lists its product as uncharacterized. Lineage: Eukaryota; Fungi; Ascomycota; Dothideomycetes; Pleosporales. Gene Ontology annotation, biological process: reciprocal meiotic recombination; double-strand break repair via homologous recombination. The transcript has a single exon. Gene Ontology annotation, cellular component: nucleus. The coding region runs from base 332 to 2779 and encodes 815 amino acids. The record is from RefSeq and is a predicted model, not a curated record. Gene Ontology annotation, molecular function: ATP binding; DNA translocase activity; ATP-dependent chromatin remodeler activity.